AGGGAGUGGCGGAGAUAAAAUGGCUUCGAAAGACCAAGUCGAGAGUUUAACUGGGCAGGCAACAUGUUCCAUCUGCCUGGAUUUCUUCACCGAUCCGGUGUCACUGGAGUGCGGGCACAACUUCUGCCGGUCCUGCAUCACACAGAGUUGGGACAAGGAGGGGAGAAACUCCUGCCCGGGAUGUAAAGAGGAGUUUGCAGACCGCACCCUCAGGGUGAAUCGGGCCUUGGUGAGAUUGUCUGAGAAAUUUCGAGCACUGAGCCUGAAUCGGACAGAGAAGGAAAGUAAACUUCAGUCUGGGCGGGAACACAAGUCUCACAGCUUCACAUCGGUUAAAGAAGCUGUAGACACCUACAAGGAUCAGGUUAAAGAUUCCAUCGAAUUUCUAACAAAAAAUAAAUCGGAGAUCCAGCGAAUGGAGCAGCAACAGGAACAGAAGAUUUCUGAAGUUCUGGAACAGUCACUCAACCUUCAGUCCAAGAUCACAUCCCAAUUUGCUGAACAGCACAAGAUUCUCACUGAGAAAGAGCAGCGCGCGCUGGCAGACAUCGGAGAGGAAGAGAAGAAGAUUCUAAAUACAAUGGAGACAAAUCUGGGAGGGAUUCAAGAUAAUUUAAAAUCUAUUCAGGAGGAACUCUUAAAGUUGCAGCAACAGAUGGAUGAAAAAGACAGUGUGGUGUUUCUGAAGGAGGAAGCUGGUCGCAAGCAAAGAGGUCCUUAUGAAGCCAAACUACUGUCGGUGGUAGAUGAUAACUUGCUGAUUGAAAAAUUUGAAAAUCCCUUUUUGUACAACACGGUAUUGGCAGAAACACCUGAUGCCAUUAAGCCAGGAACAACAGUGGACUCUGUCUCCAGUCUGGAAAACGACCCUCUACCAACAUCCCCUGUCUACGACAUUCAGGGUUUAUACCGCUACAGAGGGACCAGUGCUGUAAGCACCAUGUCGGUCCCAGCGGCUAGAACGAGCAGCUGGGAGCGGCCAGUGCUGGGGGCAUUGGUGCUCGUUUUUAACGGCUGCAGAAGACCGCGAGGGACCAGUGCUUCCGUCACCCUGGAUGUGGAAACAGCUCAUCUGCUGCUUGAGGUGUCUGAGGAUCGAAAGAGGGUGAGACUGCGCGGGACUCGGAGGAGUCUCCCAGACACCGGGAAGAGGUUUACGGGCUGGCGGUGUGCGCUGGGAUCGGAGGGAUUCACAUCGGGGAGACAUUACUGGGAGGUGGAGGUGGCGGGGAGUCGGCGCUGGAGUCUGGGAGUCGCCGCAGAAUCUGUGGAGAGGAAGAAACGGGCCACACUGAUCCCGGAGACUGGAGUCUGGAGCAUCGGGCGGUGGGGUGACGGGUUUGUUGCGUUCGCCUCCCUUCCAUCCCCUCUCCCCGCCCGUUCCAUCCCCGGGAGGAUGGGAAUUUAUCUCAGUUACGAGUCCGGGACAGUUUCAUUUUACGACGCGGACACCAAGUCCCAUCUCCACACCUUCACUAGGAAUAAAUUCACGGAUAAACUUUAUCCUUUCUUCGAGCCUUGGCAUGAAGACCAGUGGCUGAGAAUCUGUUCCGUUUCCGCUCCGGGUGUGUAACACAGUCACAUUGAACAAACAAACGUUUGCAAUAUCCCUCGAGAAGAGAAGUAUAUUGCGUAAUUGCUCUAUGAAAUAAAAUAGAUUACUGUAAGCAGUUUGUUUAACGGAUCGUGACUGUUGUGGUGAUGAGGCAUCAGACUAAUUAACGCGGCGGAUCUUGCUUUCCUGUAUAAAAGCUUCUCCACGCAAACGCCAAUAAAAUCGUACAUUGAAAUGCUUUGGUCCUAACACACGGAAAAUGCCACGUCUGACAAUUUUCGAUAUAGAGACCAUUUACUAUCCUGUUCUUGCUGCAGUUGGCAUUCUCGGUAAGGCGUAGUACCCAGUUACCCUUCAUGUGACUCCGUUAAUUAGUGCCCCAUGACAUUUAUUGCAAAAAGAAAUCGUAGCCUAUUCAGAUAGUGGCAAUUGUAUCUGUAUUGCGCAGUUUUAACCUAACUUAUAUUCCCGAUUUUGUUCCCUCAAUGUGAGUUUGCAUAUCUGUGGAAACAUAGUGGUUUUUGCAGGAGAAGUGACGCCAGAAUUCGGAAAAAAAUAACCAAGUUGCCAGAGGAACUGAGAUGGUCAGGGGCAUCGACAGAGGAUUAUCAGGGAAUGUAUAUUUGUUUUCAUUCGGGUCGGAGCCCUUCUUCAGAAGCGAAAAGGGGUGUGAAUGUUGCGUCAUGCUACCGGACCCAGUAAGUUCCGCCAGCAUCUGCUGCCUGAUCACGUGAGCAAACCCAGCAGUUAUUUUUCAGUUAUGGUGCCAGCAUCUGCAGUCUCUUGUGGUCUCCAGCUGCUUUUGCCCCAUGUCCCGCGAAAUAGGGUUAUUUUAAUUUUAAUGGUGCUGUGAAAUGUUCUACCGAUCAAAUAGGGUCACUUUCUGAAAAUGCCUGGCCAGCGUUUGGCUGAAUUGAGAUGAAGUGGUGACGUUGCAAGAUCUCGGGAAUAGGUAAAGUGUCAUCUCUGCUGCUAAUCAAUUUGGAUCAUCGCAUCAAAAUAAUCAAAGCCAUAUUGUCGGAUUAUAACUGAAAAUCAAUUCAGUGCAGUUACAAUCAACAUUAAAUAGUCCGAACAUUCUGGCAGGUAAGAUAGCAACAGUAGAUAGU
This is a messenger RNA of Leucoraja erinaceus (little skate), 2664 nucleotides long. RefSeq names its product RING finger protein 39-like. The coding region runs from base 20 to 1573 and encodes 517 amino acids. The transcript has 9 exons. NCBI's taxonomy places the organism in Eukaryota, Metazoa, Chordata, Chondrichthyes, Rajiformes, Rajidae. Gene Ontology annotation, molecular function: protein binding. The record is from RefSeq and is a predicted model, not a curated record.